AUGGGACGUUUUCUCCACCUCACCUCUGUGUUCAUAGUGGAAACUCCCCGGCAUUCCCCCCUCGGGUGCCGCCCUGUAUGUGGUUUGGCUCGAGGGAGAGAGGUGAGAGGGGUAUCAAAAGGACUAAAGGUAUUUGCUCAACCUAUUUUUUUUUAGUAUAUGCAUCUGCGACGACAAGCAUGACUCAAGCACCACACCUGUCACUGGACCAUACACACACCCCUAGAUGCCAAAUUAAUUUGCAAUCAACUGAGAAACAAAGUAAAGAGGAAGAGGAAAGAGAGAGACGUGUGAACGGGAAAGUAUCCGAUCAUAUAGCAAAGAAUCUGAUAAAAAACAAGGAUCACUUAGGCAGGGACUACUCUGGCACAUCUCUCCACAGCUAAAUGCUUCCCUGUGUCAGCACAUUGGCUGCUUGUCAAAGAACAGACGGAGAGAGCGGCAGAGAGACAGAGACAGAAACACCAACCGGCAGAGGAGGAAGCAAGAAUAUCUGCAGAGAAACCAAAGACGGAACUCGAGAAGCUGGAGCCCUGAUGAGGAUGACGACACGACCGCUCAUCCACCAAGACUGGAAUUGGUGAUACAGGUAAGGCUACACGGAGCAGCACAAACUCAAACAACCAGAACACAUCUGGAAAGGAUAGAGGUAAAUGCUGAGUCUUUGAAUCAAUGACUAUCUAAAGAAUUCAGGUUUCAUAUUGAAUAUAAAGAGAGAGGGACAAGCAGCAUGCACGUCAAACAGCACACACAUAGGCUGACACAAACCAUGGCCUAAGUGAUUAAGAACACACACACACACGCACACACACACACACACACACACACACACACAGGGUAAAUGCUGGUGCAGUCUUGACGUAAUUUUUCUCAUUUCCUUUUAUUAAAAUCAAAGAAAAAUUAACUAUCAUCUUAAAUGUCAUUCAAAAGAAAUUCAAGUCUCAGCUCAUUCAUUCAUUUCUUUAAAAACAAACUAAUUCAUCACACAAAAGACUUUGACUGACUCUUGAUUAAAAUGCCUACAUCUGUUUUUCAUGUGUUUUAACUCCUGUAUCUUCUUUUCUUUUUUUUUCUUUUUUUUUUAAUCAACAUCCUGUGUUUCCUCUUUCAGUUUCAUUUAUGUGUGACUCACGCACCGGAGAGAGUUUACACGGAAAUAGCAGCAAAAGUGGUUUAACUGAUUCGAUAUUCAGCCUUAUAGCUUCCACGGAAAUAUAUCAAAAUGUCUUGGAGACUGUGUGGGGGGAAAAGCAGAGAAAAUAUAGGUAAUAUCAUUUAAACACAAAUAAUAAAAGACUUUUUCCAUGUAAUUUUACCAUGAGUCAUAUUUCAAUAUCAGAAUACAAAGGGGGAGUAUUUGUGAGCAUUAUAAAAAUGAAUAACUACAGUGGGAAGUGUCAUGAUCAAACUUGUAAUGUUGUUUGGGGUUUAUUGUAGGUGUAUUCUUCCACUCUCUUCGCCCUGUCGGACCGGCAUUCCAUGUCCUUAUAAAUAAUUCAUUUUUUAAUCUGAUUUCCCAGAGCGAUUCUCAGUGUGUUAGUCACAUAUUCAAUAACGGCGCGCGGUGAAUAAUCUGGCUCUGUGUUUCGCUGAUUUUCCCCCCCAUGUUCUGCGCGUGUGUGUGUGGCGAGGGGAGGGGGGCGUCGGAGUCUGAAAGUGACUACAGAGGAGGAGAAGAGAGGAGUCAGGUGCAUCAUCAGUCAACAUCCCUACAGGUUGACAAUGAACAGAUGCAUUUCUACUACAAAGCCAUGUUUAGGAUUACUUGUCACCGUCAUCUGCAGCCUGAGCGUCAGCGCUGUCUCACAGACGCACAUAUAGAAGGUUUGCUCAAACAAUCCCUCAAUCGACAACAAAAUCCAUGUUAUUAUCUGAGUAAAAAAAUAGAUUAAAAUAUUGGGAAUCAAAUGUAUAUUUCUUUGAAUGCAUUUUAAGUCAUCUAUUUCUAUUUUUCUCAAAUUUUAUUUUGUAAAACAGAUAAAACAAAUGAAUGAAUUAGUUUGCACAGUAACAUAUUACUGCAAAAAUACAGGAAGUUAUAAAUGGUGUGUUUUUUAUAACAUAGUUGAUAACAAAAAACUUGACAAUUGCAGUUUAACAGUAUUAUACAGAAUUUUUGAAGUUUGAGACUGCCCCUCUGAUAAGGGACAUGCCACAUCCUGCCCAACCAUCUCAACAUAUUCAGCUGCAAAGAAAGAAGAAAACAGGAAUAUGUGGUUAUAGUUGACCAACAUAAGAUGUGUUUUCAUGUAAAUUAUUUAGAUCUCUGGAUUUGGGGUCACUUUAAGUGCUUUCAGAAAAUGAUUCAAAGCUGGAAAACAAGAAAUGACUUACAGUGGAAUUCAAUUUCAAGAGGAAUUUUCCUGCAAAAUAUGGGGCAAACAUUCCAGGUCAAAAAAGUAGGCCUAUGUACUUCAUGCCUAUUUUUUUUAAAAUACCACAAACUUGGGAGUAUGACACAACAGUUCCAAGUGGUGAAGGAGUGGAAAUGCUGCUCUGUACCGUGCCACUGCCCUUAAUGCCCUAGGCGCUGUGUUUUUCCCCAGCCACACAGUCUGGCCACAAACACACACAAACAAGCAACUACAGUUCACCAAGACCUCACAACACAGCAGACGCCUGUUUCAAUAUAUUUCUCCCUUUUGAAAAAUAUGUAUCUAAUUUACGAUCAUACUAAUAUAAUAAUUUUGCAGCCACAGGCGAGGGAAGCCGGUUUUCCCCCCAUCGAGACACACAGACACAUUUUUAGCAAUUCACUCGGAACAGCUGGACCUGCAUUUGUAUUUCACAGUUCCUACUAUGUUGCGUCUUAAAAGCUGAGAGCCCGGCACUUACACUUAAACUUCUGUGGUCAACUUGGGCAUAGAGGUGUCAAUGAUGUGUUGUACUAAGUCUGGGCUCAAAUGUGAGUGUUUUUUUGUUUUUUUUUGUACUACAAAGACUACAAGUCUUUGUAAAUAAGGGGUAGUAUGAACUGCAUUGUUAUGGUUAAACAAGUUUAGAGAAAUAACAUGAUUUUUUUUCCUUUAUGAGGACUUUUAUUUAUUAUCUGAAGUGUAGCAUUGACUGCUGAGGCUUGUGAGCUUGCUCAGAUUUCUUUUACAUAACAUUAAAAAUUAAACCUAUGUUUAAAAAAAUAGACUAAAAAUAGAAUAACCAAGGAUAUAAACUGGCAUCCACCAAGCGCCAAAUGCAGAAAAAUUUUUCCAUCAGGGGAGUACACUUCAGGUCUGUUUGCCUCAUAAUAGCUGAAUGUUUGUACUAAAUAGUCAACACAUUAAGCUGCAGCUUCUUUACCACUCCUCAACUGUCUGCAUGUCAGAGCUUAGCAGGGAUGCAUAAACAUAUGCAUGCAAACCCAUGCACAUCAACACCAUGCACUCCUGUUCACCACACUGGAUGACAGCUACUCUGCUUAAACAGUUGUCAGGAUUAAGACUUUGUGACUGGGCAACUAGAUAAAGGUCAAUUUUAGUUUCUAUGAAUCUAUAAGUGGCUUUAAAAUGUUUUUUUCCCCUCCUAAGAAAUGACUCGAGUAAGUACACUUUCUGCUCAUUCAGCCCCUCACACUCGUCACCGUGAUGAUGAGCACAAACACCAAAGGUCACAGGUUACAACUGUUUGAGUUUACGGCACACAACUAAUCGCAGUUAUAAAAGAAUUAAAACUCAGUGUGAUCCGAGGCUUUUGAUGGCUGUUUAAAGUAUCCCAAUAUUUCAGCAUAUAGAUAUUUUUCUAACAUCCUAAUCUUAAAAAAGGCAAAACUGACAGCAGCAGGUUCAUACGUCUACAAACAGGAUUUUCAGACACUGUUUUUCGUGUGUCAAAACUGACAUGAUGUAUUUAAAAUCUUUUGUAUUGGUGCGUCUAAAUGUGGGGAACAUCAACAGAGAAAGACAAAAGGUGCAUAAAUAAAGACAGAAUUAAUUCAUCUUACUAAUUUUAAAUGCGCCCAAUAAAAACUAACGCAACAUCUUUUCAAACAACUAAGUAGUUAAUGUCCACUCAGCAAGUUUGUUCAUAUUUAUGGCACUAAGUAACUUAAUGGAGGUGAUGUACCAAACGUUUUAAAAAACUUUUAUUUAUUAACUCUAUCAUCAUGCAGUACUUUGUAACUAAGAAACUUCACCUCUGACCGUUCUGUGACAAAAACAGGGUGACGGAGUUAAUGAUAAAAUGGGGGCUUACGGCAGGAGGUGGUUUGAUGGUAAUGACAGAAAAAAAAGAGGACUGACUCGUGGCUUUGAACUGGAUUGCUCUCUGGACGGCGGGUGCAUAACAUUUCCAAAUGUGCAUGCACGCAAACACACACCCACACACACACUCAAGUGUACAGGGGUUCAAAGCAGUAUGAAACCUCAACAGUUGGCUGGAUAAACCUUGAGCACCCCCUAGUGUUGCUUCUCCAUAAUCCACAAGGUCACAAUACUCACUGCAUAUCCUGUAUGUUUAUAUUUUUGGACAAUAACAAGCAAAUACUGUCAUACAUGUUAGUGCAUAAACAUAAGAAAGUUGUUAGUCACUUUUUUGAUUACACUAUUUAUUAAAAAAUACAGUUUUCUGUGUCAUAUCUAAAAGAUGAAAGUCAAACUUUUUGAGCAUGUUUGAGCAUGGUACCACAAAAGUGCCAGAGAUAUUUUAGAUAUUUUUUAACCUUCUAUGCGACUUUUUUUUUCUGUGUGAAUCCUCCGAGAUCUGAUUUCUUUCAGCACUUCCCCUUAUUUGUAGGCAAUAAAAUUCAAAUAAAUCAGUGGCUCACAGCACCCUAGAUGGAGGCUAACCCGUGGUUCUCCUCUCAGGCGAAGAUCCCACUUUGGCUUUGGAGGGUUGAGCGAGAAGCGAGGCCUUGCCCACCGCCCAAAGCAAAACCUUGGCUUUAGCCUAAUGCGUGUUUCCAUCCAGGCAUCCACCAUGUAAAUGUUUGUGAUUAAAAAGGGAGAUAUGAGAGCCGCCGCGUUUCUGCAAUCUUGCACAUCCUAAUUUGGUACUAGGGGAGUUAACACACCUGCCAGCUUCCUGCUGACGAGGGUAAUUUUUUUUUUUUUCUUCCGACUGUUGUUGUUUAUGCCGUCAGUUUAAGGAGAGACGGAGACGGUGAGAACGAGAGAGAGGUCAGAACAAAAUCAGACACAUAGGAAAUACACUGUACACAUACACAGAUCCCGGGCUGCUGCCAAUAACAGGCCAUCUGAAAAUGUGAAAAUGUUGACGGCUUCAUGAUUGAUGGUGGUUAUUUGUGGCUUUCUAACCCUCCUCUUUCACCCCUGCUUCUACCGGCCCCUCCCUCUCCUUCUUCGUCUUCCUCCUCAUCUUUAUUUUUUCGUUGCACCUCUCCUCCCCCAGUUCCAGACAACGUGAACAUGAUUAAUAAGUAAGUGGCCCUCUGUCCAUCACACCUGCAUGUCUGACAUUUUUUAAAAAACCAAGCUGUGAGGAGGGGGGAGUAUGUCAAACUCAGGACACAGACCUGAAAAGAUCAUUUGUAGAUCAGGGAAAUUGUCUAGUAAAAUAUCCUCUUUAAACUAUUUUUUGACUAUAUUCCUGGGGCAAAAACAAUGCAAACACUUUAGCGCGUGUGUGUCGUGUGUGAAGAAGCAGAUACGUCUAUAUUUAGAUGUUUGUGAGGGGACAGAUGUAUAAAUAAAGAUGUGAAUACAGCGACAAAUGAAUAAGUGGCAGUGUAGUUCUCGGUGUCUGCUAUUACUGCCACAGUGCCAGCUCCCCAUCCAUCACUUGCUAACACUGUGUCUGAGUGAGUGUGUGUGAGAGUGUGUGUGUCUGGAGGAGCGAGGAGGAGGGAUAGGAAGGAGGGUAGAGAAAGAGGAGAGGACAUCAGAGGCCACAGUGCAAGUUCCUCAUCCAUCAUUUUGUAAGACCAAACUUCAGACGCGCAGGAAAGGCAGAGAAGAGAUGUUUUUUCAGAAUGAUUCUCCGCUUCCUCUCUGCUUUUUCCUCAAGUAAUCAAUGAGCCACAGCGGUGCCUGCGAUGUUUCUACAGCAGAGCCAGGAAUUCCUCUGUUUCUUUGACUCACCGUCUUUGGCCGGCGAUCACCCCCUUGACUCCUUGACUCGCUUCUCUUUUCUGCCAUUGCCCGGGCUGCAGACGGACACGAGGGAGAGACAGAGAGAGAAUGAGAGGGGAGACAAGACAGGACAGGGCCUUUAGUCUAGAGAUCAUUACCUUUACAUUAUUAAUGUAUGACCAAACCACAAAGGACAUUCACAGACGAUGAGGGGGAGCGACUGCUUCUCUGUUCUCUACACUGAAACCUAUAGGGAAGAUGGACUUUUUAAGUAAGGCUGUGUGCCCACAUACUGUAUGAUCAACAUGGAACUAUGUCUGCUCAGAUCUGAAAGCAUGGUCGCAAUGUAUGUUUGGAUACAUUUCAAAAACUUGCAUAAAUGAUUUUGGCUCUAAAUUCAUUUCACACGUUAAAAAAACUUAAGUUUCAUCUCAUAUUUCUAACAUUGAAAAAAAACUUAAUUAUACGGGUACAUGUGUGUGAAUAGGCAAUGCUUGGACCGAUGACGCAUCCUCCUAAUUAUGGCACCUUCUUAUAAGAAACAGCUGUUACAAAGUGUAUCAGCAUUUAAAAGACAUUUUUGCUGUUUAUGAGUGUGACCUGCUUUCAAUCUGGUCAAUAUUUUUUGCCAAUUUGUGAGUAAGAUCCUGAUCUUGAAUUUGGACCCAAUUGUUAUGAAUAUUUCUUUGCUGAUGCGACAAAAUUUCCACAAUUUUUAUAUAAAUAAUGCCAAUAUCCUUCCCCAUAAUUCUUGAAAAAAACUACCACAGAAAAAAAAACCAUAACAAAGGAAAUAAAUAUCACUUAUAUUAGUGUCCUCUUUAAAGCAAAUUUAAAGCGAAUGAAUAUGGACGCCAAUCUGUGCGUGUGUCUGUAUCUAUUUGAAAGGCAUAUAAGCAGGAUUGGCAGGUACUCGUACAAGGCUGAGGGCAGAAUUAAGGAGUGUGCUGUGUGUUUCAUUAAAUGCUCAAUAUAUCUUGUGUUUCUGGAUCAUUUAAGCCCCAUUACAGAACAGUGGCACCGCUUUAAUUUCUAAAGUGCCUUUCAAAAGGCAUCACCUCAGGCACUUAUUCCUACUCUCACUCACUCUCAUAUACAUACACAUACAUUUGCAAGUAUACACGUGUGAAAUCAUGCACUCAUUCGGAUGCACACAGAUGCAAAUGUGCAAAAGUGCAGGUGACAACACACCUGCACUUACACUCACGCAUACAACAACAAAAAAAAGAGCAAACACAAAGCCUUUAUGUUUUUUUUCUACAUCUGUUUCCUCUCUGCUCUCACAUUCAGAGCUUUUUUUUCUCGGUUGUUUUGUACACUGUGUCUGCUUUUGUCCCUCUGUGUGUCUUUCUGUUUAACAGAUGACAGAAGCCUUGCAGAGGCCGAGGCUGUCUUGGCUAUCAGACCCAUUUAACUUGCCAGUUUGGCCAGAGAAUGAACCCCGGGACUAACCAGAGCCAAGGUCAGAUUCUCAGAGAGAGUGAGUGUCCGUGUGUGUCUUUGUGUGUGUGUGUGCGUACACGGGAAUGAAUUCAUCCAUUUAGCCUGAGGUGUUAGUGCUGAUGAAGACAUGCAAGCUUGGUUACAGUAUCCUCACAAUACUAAACUUUACAGGAAAAAAAAGCUCUUCUAUGCAUUUAAAAAUUUGACUUGAGUGCCUGUAUGUAAAGGUAUGUGAGAAAAGUGUGCUGAGCCAGCUGCUCACUGGAAGGAGGUGGAGGUAAGUUGAGUGUUGUUCUGAGCAAUUGAUACAUUGCAAAUAGAGUGGGCUUCCUGUCCGGGUUUUGUGGCUAAGGUGCUAAACGCUUCAGGAAACCAGAUACACCUGCACAUCCUCUAAAGAGAUAGAGGGACCGGGUAGGGGAAGGUGGAGGGGAAGAUGCGGGAUGCUCGGAAAAGAGGCAAAAGAAAGAGAGUAAGUGCAAAACUCUGAGAGAACUCGGUUUUAACUUUGUCGAAUUACCUGUAAUCUGAGUUUACUCCAACAGUUUGCACUUGAGAAGCAUUGAUGGCCAUUUGAAAUCAAAGAAGGGUUCAUUUCUCAGAGAAUGCCUUUGUCGUUUGUUCUCCUCCUCCUCUCUAAUGAGAUGGAAUGUGGCUAAAUUAGCAGCUGAGAGGCAAAGCUUCAUUUACAAGACAAUCAAAUGAUCCUUUACAAAACACACUCAAUAUGCAUUAGAUGUGGGCUUUGUGAAUAUAGGAUGGCCUCCUUAUGCACUCAAAUAGGGAGGGGGGUUGUGUUUGGAUGUUGCGCCGUGGUGAAAAUGCCAAACUGAAAUCAUCCAUCACAGUGCAAUAAAAAGGCCUGCAGCGCUCUGAGUGGGUAAGAGGAGUGAGAUGUUUGUAUUGGCCCACUGGGUUUCCCUCUGUGAAGGAGGGAAUGUGUAAAUGAACGUGUAAAUGUUAAAAAAUGUUCUUUUUAUUAGACGAAUUGCAUCAUUAAAUCACAUUAUAAAAACAAAAAAUGCACCAUUAAUUUCCUCCCCAAACAGCAGUAAGUACAUGUCUCUCUGUCCCUGUGCCCAUCUCUGUUUAGCCCCAUGGGGUGGCAAUUCCAGCGCUAUUUCACUCUAUUAUACAGAUCAAUCAGGUCGGGGAGGUUCGUGAACACAUGUUGGAAGCAAGAUUGCGAAAACCAUCGCCCUCUUAAUUUGGACGGGGCUUGUUUCUCUCCCUUUAACCAAACAGAAGUCCCUGCAAACAGGUAGUGUCUCCUUUCCACUUUCUGCCCUUCCUCCAUCAGAACACAAAAGGUAGCAUGAAUAAUAGAUAAGAGAGGUGAUGAGAUCAAUCAGAGGCUAUCAGUCUGGGAGAUAGGAGUGGACAGAGUGGGACGUAGAUCUGCACUGGACCAGAGCAGCAGAUCUGCUGUCAGAGGGUGCAGCAAGAGGUGGAGAUAAGUGCUCUGUAGACAAGGGGGCAGCUCACACUGAGAGGCUUUUUUUUUUUUUCUUUUUAGAAAUUAUGUACGGGGAAGAAUGAAGAUGACAGGAAAAUGCUAGAGGCCCCGAAACAUCUCAUCAUAAACCUGCACCCACACUCAUCCCUGCAUGCAUUGACCUCCUGCACCUCUGCAUCACACAUUCUCACAUCUGUGACAAUGCCACCGCAGCAUGACAAAUGCAAACAAAAGGUUCACCUAUUCAUCACUGUAGCGGGGAGGGGCGGGGCUAAUUAUACAACUGUGAAAAUUAUGACUCUCUGUUGUUUUGUUUGUCCUCUAAGAGAUUACACUGCUGAGGAUGGAGGUGUACGGAGGGGAAAAAUAGGCCCCGCAGCUUCUCUUUGAGAGGGCAAAUGAACACACCAGCACAAACGCACACAAAAAACAAACUCACAAACACACACACAUACAUACAUACAAAUACAGCUUGUGUCCCCGCCGCCUGUACCUUGUCUGAGCUUGCAGGCGUGAUUAAUCCAGUGCAGGGAGGGAAGAUUUUGACCCUAAACAGAAAAGUCCUGUUGAAGCUGCAGGAGGCACUGAUUUAUUUGGGUACCACUCCAUCCACAUUAAUUAUCCCCAUGCAGGUGCAGGCCCAAAUUCCUCUUUCCCCAGCUGUAGCCCUACUGUGGUACACACACAAACAUACACAGACACAAAUAAGAGCGAGUCUAUGUAGCCUGCCCCCAUUGCCUUGCCCAGGAUGUGCUUACAGUCUGGGUGGCACCGAGAACACUGACUGUCACCGUGUGUGAAGAAUUGGGCAUCCGGAUAUAGCACAGACACAAGAAAACUAACAAAAAGCAAGCUGGAAUACACUCACACAAACAGUUCGACUCAUGCAGGUCAUUGCUUUAGCAUUUAACUUGUUUCUUUUUCGCAACCUCCUGUAAACCUUUGGUUUCAAUGAGACGAUGGAAGAAAAGUACAUUUUAAAUUCAAGCUCAAUGUUUUAUUUACUGAGAAGAGAUGUUUAGUAUUUUAGGAUCACAUGCCUCAUAAUAUAUAUGAGAGAUAUGAGAUGUAUAGUAUAUUGUACAGCCAGUAUCAGUAACUCAACCAAAAGUCCUUAAACACCAAAGGGGUAAAUUAAGAAGUAGCAGUAAGAUAAACCACAGCCUACAAUAUUGAAAAACUGUGAAAAACACUGAUUACUAUUUGCCAGUGCUCAAAACAACAUGUUAGAGAAUGAAAAAACACCAGACAAGUAAAUGUUAGGGAUGCACCGAUCUGAGAUUUGGAUCAGACUGAUUUUGACAUAUUAACUAGAUCGGAAAUCUGAUGAAUGACGCCAAUCCAGCGCUCCGAUCCAGUCUUUUUUUUUCCGUUUAAUUAAUAUCAUACACAGCAAUACAGCGAUUCUGUUCGCUCUAUAUUCUAUGUCUGUCUAUCCUUUUGCACUAAAUGUUAACAUGGAAGUCUUACUUCUUUUUGCUGUGAAUUUAUAUCUGUGUUAAUUUGUAACCUUUUUUUAACAAGGCCGGUAUACAGUUCAGUCAUUCAACAACAGUAUCAUAUCAGUAUUGGAAAUCGGCCGAUAUGCUCAGCCCAGGUAUUGGUAUCGGAUUGGAUCGAAAAAAAUGGAUUGGUGCUAGUAAAUGUAGUAAGUAAUUCCUCUGUUUGCUCAGUUUAACUUAAACUCUUACUCAGGUCUUCUUUCUCCCGCCGUACUUUCCCCUUCUUUUAGUCCUGUUGUGAAGGUAGUGUCCUCAGGUGACACCAGGCUGAGAGUUAACACCUCCCUGUAUCUGUGCAAGUGUGUGUGUGUGUGUGUGUGUGUGUGUGUGUGUGUGUGUGUGUGUGUGUGUGUGUGUGUGUGUGUGUGUGUGUGUGUGUGUGGUGCAAGCAGUAACUCCACCAACUGUGCUUUUUCCUUUCGGGGCUACAGUGGUGUGUGAUGUGUCACUGAGCGCUCCAGUCAUUAUGGCCUACAUUAGCACCCUGCCUCGCCCUGAUUAGUCCCCUGCUAAGAUGAAAUCCACCAUCUAAGUGUGUUUGUGUGUGUUCUGAGUGAGGGAAGGAGAGAGAGAAAGACCUUUCCACCAUCUCAGUGAUAGCUUCUUCAUUUCUCUAAUACAAAUGUCAGUCGAUGCUGGUCCGCAUGCAUCAGGAGCUUAGUCGUGGGCCCCAUCACUGCUCCUCCGUGGCUCUCAUUUAUCACCUAAUUUGUUUGCACUCUUAUCUACGGCCUUGCCCUGCUGGCAAAUCCAUCAAACACACACAGACACAGAUGGGUUGACAUACACGCGUCUGCUGGCUGACUGUCAGCACCUUGCCUUCCUGGACAUCACUGCACAUACAUCCUCAACUAGCCUCAUGUUUGCAUGACCCCUCGUAUGCUUAUCUCUCUGCCAACAUAUCUGCCCCUUAAACACACAUGCACAUUUGUAGUUCAGAUGCAGAUUUCUCCCACUCUUCUUUUGAUCCGUCACUCCAAUCUAUCACUGUCAUUGUUUCUCCGCUUGAUGUCUUCCUUUUCUCUCACUUUCACUCUACCGACAAAUCCCCCAAGAGGACUGGUGUGAAUAAGAGCGUGGAAUUGAUCAAAUCCUCACACAUCAAUAUCAGUCAAUACGCAUAAUCUUACAGAUUAAUCAAUCAGUGCUUUUCACAAUUGCCUAGACACAGCCUGUGCUAUUCCUCAGGGACCUGGGAGUGCACUGUAAUGGUAGAUAGAAAAACAAAACUCGCUUCAAAAUGAGGUGUUCAACAGAGAAACAGCUGUGGAACUUGUAAAGGUGGAUUGGUGAUUCUAUCAGGGGAAGGGACGGAGUUGAGGGUCUUUUGUGAGUCAAAUUAAGGCAGACUGCAAAAGCCAGGGAAACCCCGUUAGAUCCAAGAUGAAAAUGCCCAUUUUUACCGCAGAUUUAAAGAUGUUUAAAGUAGAGAUAGACUGAUCCAUUUUUUUCUGAUCCAAUCCGAUGCCAAUACCUGGGCUGAGUGUAUCGGAUGAUAUCCAAUACCGAUCCAAUACUACUGUUGAAUGAAUAAACUGUACAACUUGCCCUGUGAGUGAAGGCAUCAGGCUUGGCAUUAGCCUUGUUAAAAAAAGAAUAGACAGACAUAGAGUAUAGAGCGAACAGAACCGCUGUGUUGCUGUGUAGCUGUGUAUGAUAUUAAUUAAAAGAAGAAAAAGACUGGAUCGGAACACUGGAUCACUCAUCAGGCGUCAUUCAUCAGAUAUCUGAUCCAGUUAAUUUGUCAACAUCGAAGCCGAUAUCCGAUCCAAAUAUCGGAUCGGUGCAUCCCUAGUUUAAAGUUAUUUUUGACGGUUGUUUGAAAUGUUCAUCUCUUUUUAUAACUCUUUAAUUUGGAUUGAAUUCAAUACAGUAUGCUUUUGAGCAUUUACACAAGUUGUGUUACGACUGUUCCAGACAGGAAGAAGACCCCCUGCAUAGAUUUUCUACACUGUCUCAAGGUCACAUAAUUGACCAAAGCCCAUCACCUUCCUGUAAAAUGCUACAUCUUUUAAGCUAUAUUUUUCUAUUCCAUGGACAGGUUAGCCGGAGAUAAUCAAUACUGUUAAUUGUGUUUACGGGAGGACUCAGAUAUACAAAGCAUGUCAAGCCAUGAGUUAUGGGAAAUUAACAUGUUUACCAAAACCUUGUUGUGUUAAUUAUUUUUUGUUUUAUACACAAAUGAAGACCACCGAGACAUUUAAGUAAUUCAUUAUAUUGAUAUUUUCAGACACAACAAAAAACUGAGUGCUCACACACACAUACACACUCACACAGAGCAUAUUUGGGGGCCAGCUGCCAGCAAAUGAAGGAUCUCCCUCCCAAUUCACUUGUUAUUGUGCUGUCUGGCUGACAAGUAUACCUAUAGAGUGAGUAUUUAUUUCCGGAAUGUUUUGUUCCGUUUUCCUGCAAUGAUGAAUGUUUCUUUUAUAAAUCCAUCGCCAGGCCUUUUAAACCAUAAACAAUAUUUCUCCAGCCCAGAUUCCUUGUGCAGCAGUCUUGGGGAACCUUGAGAUUUCCAGGCUCUGAUUUAAUGGCUCGUAAUUCUUGAAAGGCAAUCCUUCUUCACCCCUCUGACGCUCAGAUGCACCAUCCUUCCGGCAGCCCACCGGGCUCUGCCUCUGCUCCCCUCCGGAUCCUCAGGACAGUCCAAACGCCAGUUAAAACUACUCAGCUGGAAACAGCAUCAUGCCCUCUCUGUCACUGGCAUUGGAUUAUCUGCUAUUGGCUGACAGGACGGAGAACCCUGUCACUUCUGUCCUUUUUUUCUGCAGAUUUGUGGGUGAUGCUACUGAAAACCAGGGUUGCUCUUUUGUUUGUGACGGGUUUACUUCAACAUUAAGGGUUUUUUUUCCGCUAUAUGAUCCAGUUUCUACAAUAAUCUUGUAUUCUCUUGUCUUUAUCAUAUUUACAAUACAAGCAAGUUUGGUGUAUGCUAAAAUUGCUUUCUUAGUAAACUUUGUAGAUGUUCAAGAACUUAAACAGGAAAACUGGGAUGAAUCUAGUUCAUCAAGACACCAAUAAAGUAGAAAAAAACUGGUUUAAUAACAUUAGGAUUAAAAUGAGUAUGCUGAACAAAAGCUAAAAAAUAAAAUACAAGAUGCUUCGGUUUAGUGGACUCAGUCAGUUUUCUUCUACAAAGGCUUCCAUUGCUUUCAAAAAGUCUACAAUGUGCAGCCUCUGAAGUGACGCAUCAGUCUAGGUAAAGAGAAAUGAUCUUUUGGUUGCACAGGUGUCAGUGACUGUCCUUAAGUUUUGUUUUCAGGAUGACAAACAACAUAAAUAUUGUGUUGAAUUUCUUCCAAACUCCGCACUGCAGUGAAAAAGUGACUUUCUCGGGUAGAAACUGGUGUACAGAGGGUCAGCACAAAGUUUAACGAGUGUGUGUUCAAGUUACCAUGGUUACAUGCUGCAUCGCCCUAUACUACAAUUAAAUUUUUAUAUACUAAACAGGUUCAUUCGGCCUGUCGAUUAUAAAUUUACAAGAUGGAAAGGUAAAAAAUAAACAUUUUUGUACCUAACAAGUUUCAGCUACUUUGCCUCUGCCGCCUUCAUCAGAGGUGUCACGUGAUGUUGGUGUGACAUCGUCUAUGCCGGGGGGAGACCGCCAUCCCACCUGAGAUGGUGGGAUGGCAAAACCCAUAUAACUCAUCACAGACGACGUCACACCAACAUCACAUGACACCUCUGAUGAAGGCUGCAGAGGCAAAGUUGCAGAAACUUGGAAGGUGCAAAAAUGUUUAUUUUUUACCUUUCUGGCUUUUAUAGAGGAACUGUCUUGUAAAUUUUUAUUUGUUUCAUCUCCCACUAUACUUAUCACUGUAAGUUUUCAUUGAUUAAUGAUUCAGUUUCUGUUGUUUGCAAUAAAAGACUUAAUUUCAUAUGGUCAGAUCAACAAGAAAAAUAACAAACCAAAACCACUGACACAAAUUAUAGAAAAUAUAAUAAAACCACAUAAGAAUAUAACAUAAUAUUAAUAUACAAAGUGCAUUUUGCACACCUAAAUGCUGGUGACUCAACAAUGGCAUCCCCUAAACUCAAAUUUUGUCAUCUUGCUCUUAAUCGAUAAAGUGAACAGUUUCUGUGCAACAAAGUCUCUUCGAAGAAACACAGGUUGCUUUCCUCAGUAAUAUCUAACAAAACUAUAUUAAAAUAUUUGUGGACAUAUUUUUCCAAUCUCUGAAAUUAACACUUGUACAAGUUGAUGCUGUAUCAUAUUUUAAGUGCGUCCUCCACUGCAUAAAUUAACUUUGGAGCACAUACUGUCCUUUUUAGUGCACCGACAUUAAACUGCAGCGGUCUACUUUGGACCUGAUCUCACAACUUUGUUUAUGUACCGCAUCACAAAUGACUAAGUCAGCAUAGCAGCCCCCCCCCCCCCAGCGGGAAGCACUGACCUAUGUAAUCCACUGUAUGAAUGUUCUGAUCGUCCCAUAGCUCUCUAGCAGUUGCAAAACGAACAUCAUGGGAAACAUCGUAAAGCUGAGUGAUGUGUUUCAGUAUCAGCAUCAACUUUGUGCAACACUGCAGGACAUGCUGUUUCAUACAGAGGGAACGGUCUUAACUCACAAGAAUUAUUCUUAAAGACACCUAAAUGAUAGAUAUAAGGCACUUGAUUAUGUAACUGUACAUAAACAACAUUGUGAGUACCUGGUAUAAUUUCCUGAAUUUUUUUCCCCACAGUAUAUGUAUCCUAAAAAAGCUGCUGCAACGUCAAUGUUACAAUAAAGUCAGAUUUUUUUUUUAACUGAUGUAGUGCAGAUCUACAGACCAAAGUUGAACCUCUCUAAAAGUUACUUAAAACUUUAUUUCAAGAGUGAUAGUACGGAGAUGAGGCUAAGCUCCUUUUUAAGACGGACAGUAAACAUGCCGCAGCAAGUCAACAGUACAAGGAAGAAACAACAACAAGUUAAAAAAGCAAUCAUUAGGGCUGGUAUCUCUAAUUGUGUUGCUUCCUCUUCUCAUGUAUAAUCCCUGGUUCCUCGCUUUGCCUUCAUUAACAAUGGAUGAAUUAAUUAGAAACCUUCAUAGGAUUUCUGCACAGUGAACCCAGGAGAUAAAACACAUCCUAUCCCUCAGACCCGCUCUUUCCUUCUCUUUUCUCUCCCUCUGCUCUUAAUUGUAUUGUUUGCUUGUAGUGUCGAUAGCAGGAUUAAUUUCACUAUAGAUCAGGAUUAUUGACCUUCUCGUCAAUGUUAUUUCAUUUCUGUAAGGUGCUAAUUAUAGGGAACAGGGCAAAGCAAAUUGCACUGUAACUUGUCUCACUUGCUUUCCAAUAAAGCAGAAAGAAAACAACAUUAAUUCCCUUUUAGCUGCUCUCUGUAGUAAAAUAAAUUUGAGCACUAUUCUCACUGUCCGUCUACCGUCCAAGAAGGACUCUGUUGGCAACUGUUUGACAUGAUUGGUGGACUUUUUAUUCAAAAGACCGUUCACUACCCUGACCCGUACCCGUCCAAUGAAUGCCAUUCUUGUCACACUGACUGCGCUUUUCUCGCUUCUCUCACUUCAUUUGCGGGAGGGGGAGGGCACAGUUCAUAAACAAUUAACCGGCUGGAUAAGUGAUACACUCAAGCGCUAACAGACCUGAAAAACAUUGUGUUAUAAAUUCUGGUAAUUGAGAGGAGGGAGGUGAGCAUCAGGCCACUGUGGACGUCAUAUUAUAUCGGUAACUAAAAAAUCAGGGGGUCUGCAAUUUCGCAUCAUUAACAUCUCGUGAAAGAAAGGAGAGGAAAGUAGAAGACAUUUUAACACAAAUUCAUAGUAAACAAGUUGAAAAAACGCUUAACAAAAGCGCUAAUUUGCUUCUAUUAUGUCAUUUUAGUGAUUGCAUCUACUUCUAAAGGUCUACCCAAGUACAGUUUGCCCUGAGACCCUUUUAUCCCCCCUUUUCUCCCUAUCGCAACCCCUCCCUUCUCCCACAGUCCUCUAAUGAACUGAAAGGUCAGAGCACUAAUAAAACUAUUAGCAGAAAUGAAUCUCUCAGAUGUGUUAAUGCACUUUUAAUUCCUGUUAGCAAAUUUCAUCCCCCAGCAGUUUGCUGCCCGCUAAUGAGAAAUAAAACGCCCCGCUCUGGGGAAGGGGGAUGGGGGGGGAACGGGUCGAUGCUCCGGCUACUCCUCAGCAGACUCUGUACACACACACACACAUACACAUACACACACAAGUCUUAUACACUUACACUGCACCCUACACACACCCUGGAUGUGCUGGAUGUUAUUCACGGACCGAGGCCUGUUUUCAGCCCUGUGAUUCUGCAGGGUUAAUUAAAGAGCACAUCUCCAUCUGUUCUCAUUCAGCCUCAGCUCAGUGUCUUCCAAUCAAGCACACAAGACUCACACACCUACGCACACACACCACUUACGCGCACACACAAAAGAUCACAAUCUUUCCUUGGGCGCUCUCAUCAAUGUAAAAAAAAAAACUUGACAGUAAGGUGUUCACGGGGACAUAUAAACAUGACUUAAGGACAUGAUGUGGCCUCUCACCCAGCUUGUCUCAUGACCUGACUAAUGAGAUACAGACAGGGCAUGACCUCCAUGUCUGGCAGCCACCAGAGAAUAUCAAGCCAUUGUCAGGAAGACGACGACUAUGUUUGUGUUGGUGUGUCUGUCAGCCUGCUGUCACACGUGAUCCUUCAGGAAGUCAAGGUUCAAAAAGUACACCGGGCCAACUUUUUCCCCUCAAGGAGGUGCACAUGCGAGCGGAAAAAGGAGAAUCACUGCGACUGAAAUAAUUAAUUAUUGAUCACUAUGAAUACUUAACAAACUAAUGUUCUUUGAACUGCAAGAAUAAGCAUAAAGACUAUCAGUACAAGUUUAGUAGUCGGUGUUAAACUUUGUAGAAACAUUUUAAAAGAGAAAUAUGUCAUUUGGACACCCGGCGUUUAAAUUAGGUCCAACAGUACAAAUUCAAAACAUCGCACAGAGCUUUUAUUGUCUUCAUUUAGAAAAGAACAGGACAGUAGACAAAUGUGAAAAAGGGAGAGAAAGUGAUGAGUGACGUGCAGUAAAACAACUGAACCUUGGUCACCCUCUUGAGGCAUAGGCCAAUGGUGCACUUUUACAUACUUUUAACAAGGUCAUUAAUUUGAAAAAAAUGAUUUAUGGUAAACUUAAACAGUUUUUAUCAUCAUCGUUUUUGCAUUUCCUGACUUCACUCCAUGAACGCAGCACUACGCCUGCACAUUAUACACAAAAGCGAGGAGUAAAUCACCGACAACUCAGCUCUAAAAGACAGCUGCUCCUCAUUUAUGACUUGAUACUAUCAUGAGCCUUUUGGGAGACAAAAGUCGGCCAAAUGAUCUGUAUCACUGAAAACAGAGAAAUCUGGCUUUGCUAAAGAGAGAACAAGAAGCCAAAAGCAUGCUCUAAAAUUGUACGAGGAAUCGUAGACAACUUCAAGCAAGAGCAGAGCCAAGUACAUGGAUGAUGUGCGACAUGUAACUCCUGAUGUUAAAAGUAGCGAUGGUGAUUCGAUGAAUGUGGAUGUACCAACAACAGUGAAAGCUCACAGAUUUUAGAGAGAGUGGCGUUAUAAGGAUACAAUAGCUGAACAAAGCACUGUGGGACAGAGGCUGCAAGUAACAUCUUUCACAGUAUAUUGGAGUUGUGGUACUCCUUGAUUUUGUUUCCUACAUUUCUGUGCUAGCAGAGUGAAAAGGCUGUUUUAAGCCCUAUUAAUGCACUUAGAUUAACAAAUAUCAAAAGAGAAACAAGAAAAUUAUACCUGAAAAUUCGCUGUGGAUUGUACAGGGUUUCUGCAGGUUUCAACAAGUCAGACUUUAAGACCAUAAUGAAUGCAAUUUAAGAUCCAACUUAUAUCCAUACUGGCAAAAAAAGUACAAAAGACAUAAAAGGGAAAUGGAAACAUUUUAAAGUAACUUAAAAACAAUCUGUAUUUGUAAGUAACAUCAAUACAUUUUUAAGACCUUUCAAAUUUCUAUUUAAGACAUUUUAUGAGGUUUUAAGAGAAUUUUAGAAACUUUAAAGCCUUAAAUUCAAAUUAUGGGUUUUAGACGUUUUAAGAUUUUGAAGACCUGCAGAAACCCGGGCAAUCUGAUUAGUGGAAUAAUGACAAAGAUAAGCUGUGUCAAAAGGUAUAAAUCAAAAUUUGUGAAGGGACUGACUGAUUAAUUAUAAAGCAUUCACACAGCUCUAUUACACUUCUGUCUAAUAGUGAGCAUUUCUUUCAUUGUCGUUUCUUAAUAUAAAUAAGUGCAAAACAGUAUGACUGUAAUGCAAAAUGCUAUAACUGAAGUUGCAGUCACAAUAUCAAAAAGAGCUAUUAAGAUAGUUGCUGCUGUGUCCUAUACAGGUUGACUCUAGGUAUGAAGAAGUUACAUUUAAGACUUUUUAAGACCUUUUUAAUACCAACUUAAAGAAACUUUGAGACCAAACUUGCGAUGGAAAUACAGAUUAAAGUGAAAAUAUAUUCUUUUACAAUUAAAGGCAAUGAUGUCAGUUAAAAAUGUACAAUAAGAAAAAAAGGAAAUAACAAAAAAUGAAAACCAAGAUGGGUUGCAAGGAGGCAACACAGACUCAUUGCAUCAUGUGAUCUAAAUGCCAUGGCGAGAUGAGAUGGGACAAGAAUUGCGUUUAUCCGUGCUUACUAGAAAUUCUCACAGCAAAGUGACUAAAGCACAUUUAAGACCUAUCUGACCUGAAUUUAAGACAAUUUAAUACUUUUUAAGGCCUUUUAUUUGUAAAAGAUGUCUUUCAGACUUUUUUUAGACUUUUUAAGGACCCGUGGUCACCCUGAUUAAGCUCAAUUAUUUGUAAUUCUGCAGGACUCUCGCCACUUCUACAUGGUGUUUGGUUCAGCCAGACUGUCGAGUUGAAAUACUUUCAGAAAAACACCAAUUCUUUUACCCUAGGAUGAAAAAAUAAAAAGACAAAGGAAAGCAAAGAAAGACCCCGAGGGGAGGGCCGGAGACAUUCUAUUACCAAACUCAGCCUUUUAAUCAAUAAAGAGAUAAAAGAUAUUUUAAUCAAAGACAUAUUUCCUUGUUUGUCUAAUGCUUCUGCCGCCACCGUGCACAUAAUCUUUAAACGCUGAAAAGGAUGCAUAAUGCUCUCCCAGAGAGCCACUCAUCCAUAUAAACACAAAACCGAAGCAGUCAGCAGAAACACACACCAGCCCGGCCCAGCGCGCAGACACUCCAUAGACGCCAAAUUACAUUAGGAUGGGCAUAUUAAGGGGAAAUUGCAUCCUGUAAACUAGAAUAUUAUUUCUACACACAAACACAAUGCUUGCACACACACGCACACACAAACCAUUUUUCAACAUCAUAUUCCCCAGCCCCUGUGCUCACUAUUCAGUAACAGAUCCAUACAAGCGUUGUUUUGUGCAUGAACACACACACAAACACAAACCAUGAAACAGAAAGCGCUGUGCUAUUAGUGUGCGGGCUGUUUGUCGGACAUGCAGGCAUCCGUUAGCCUUGGCUAAAGCAUUUCAAUGAGAUUAGAGGGGUAACCGGAGCUCAUCCAGGCCCACUGAACUGAGCUCAUGCCGGGCUAACAAGUCCAGAGGUGGUGGGCAGGCUGGAUCAGGUUCCAGGAGCUAAUGGGUCAAAUACCCGCUGACACUUAAUUGAGUGAUAAAGUGUGCACAUUUAGAUGUGCGGGUGGGUAAACGAGUGUCUCUGUUUUUGUGCGAAUAAUUCACCUUUAUAUUUCAGAGUAAGAGUUUCUUUGUUGUUGUUGUAUUCGCUGCGUGGAUGCUUGUGUGUUUAGAUGUGCGCACAUGUGUGUGGUCUCUGCUGGUCCACUUCUUACAGAGCAUCAGUUUGCACAUGUCUGCCGUGCAUUGGGGAGCAAACAGCGGCUCCAGUAAUGGUGAUUCAUGCUUUCCGUCAGGCCCCCUGACAGGCAGGGUUCGAUCCCCUGCUCAGCGCCCUGUAGCGGCAGUAACAGCAGCCGAGGCGUGCGGAGGACCCCCGGACAUCAUCAUAACUGCUGAGGUAGUGUAGGGCUGCUGACAUAUUGAUCGACCCUCAGUUAGGAGAUUUGAUAGAUUGACCUAGGACUCUCGACUUUAAACAGUGAAAGGAAGAGGGCGAGUCGGGAAGUCAAGAAAACAAAGAGACAAAAAGGGUAAAGGGUGAAAGAGAAACGACCAUGACUCAUGAUCAGCUCAACUUUGUCACCGUCAAGAUAAUUACUACUUGGGUAAAUAUUUGAGAGGCUGUAAACAACAAUUUCUCUUACGAAACUGUACUGAUGCGUGAUUAUCAUCGAUAUUUGGAACAAAUUUAACAUUAACUGUCUUACUGAUCAAAAUGUUUAAACAAUCAAUCCAGAUUCAACCAGGGUAACCCAGAAAUUAAACACAGUAGAUGUUCAACUUUCUUCUUGCUUUCUUUAAUCACCUCAUUCAAAUCUCAUAACCAGAAUAAUGUUUUUUUUAAUCGAGAAUGAGCUAAAAAGAUGAGGCAAAACAUCCAUGAGAUAUCAUUUCUUUCUCUCUGCCCUCAUACCAACAGCGCUCCAGCGACUCAUCAGACCAUCAGGCUAAGCCUAACCCCUCGCCUCCUUCACGCCCUUUGGGAAUCUGGGGCCAGGAAGGAGCAGAGAGGGUACAAGCUCACACUAACGACGGAGGAAACUGUGUCCAGUCGGCUAGAGCCUGAGAUGGAGCAGAAGACCCUGCGCCAUUGUUCUGCCAACAUGCUGACAGCCUGUGAUUUAGGACCGGGGCUGCCCAGGAGCGCUAAGGGAGGGACAGGAGCAAGGGAGGUCAGAGAGAGGCUCCACAGGCACCCUUCAACAAUCCUACCCGAAUCCCUCCAUCCAUGAGAUGGCAGGAUGAAUCAUGGCUUACCCAGUGCGAGGCCUGAGCCUGGCCUCUCUCUACCACCCCCUAUCCCCUCCAUCGACCCCCACCUCCCCCUGGACAAACAUGACAAAUCUGGUGUUUAUUUACUUAAAAAGACCUGCAGAGAGAGCAAAGGGGGGCAGAUAAAAAACACAGUAAAAUCAAUACAGAGUUAGUAGUUCCUGCCCUACUGCUGCUCUUUCCUGUGUGUGCGGCUACACAAACCUGCGCUUGGGUCUAAUAAGGACCCCAGGUGGAAAAGGGACGCAGGUGGCUACAGCGGGCUCCACAUAACUGCAGGGAAAUAUGAAGGGGGAGGGGGCCAGUGGAGAAAGAAGAGCUGUGCCAAGUCCAAAAUGGACUUUACAGCUAAAAAGGAGAUGAUCUUGGACUUAACCAGAACUGCUCGACUUCACUGACAAAAUAAAAUAUGGCCUCUGGAAUAAUAACACUUGCAAGUUUUCAUGCACAGUCUUUAGAGACGAAC
Messenger RNA from Xyrichtys novacula (pearly razorfish), 21726 nucleotides. Lineage: Eukaryota; Metazoa; Chordata; Actinopteri; Labriformes; Labridae. The record is from the annotation of a GenBank genome assembly.